AUGAGUCCAAAUUUAUCGGCACCACCGUUGCCACGUAAAGCGGGGUCUAAUUCACAAUACCCGGGAUCCAAAAAUCACGAGGACGAUAAAAUCCCACCUGAUCUACCACCGAAGAACUUCAAUUAUCAUCUUAGCCCCUCGGGACCUCCGAAGAAACCCCAAGAAGAGGUCACUGAUACCCAGCGUGCCAACGUCGUUGCCGAGCUUAUCGAGAAUGAAAAACGAUUCAAAACCCACAUGACAUGCAUUAAUAAUGUCUUGACGAAGGGACUCGUUCCUGUUCCAAUUGCCCCAGAAGACCUGCAAGCAGUACUACUGAAUAUAAGUGACUAUAUUAAUGUGUCUGCAGAAAUGAUUAAGGCCUAUGAACGUGCUGUGGAUGAGGCCCCAAAUAGGAACCUUGCCUUGGCUUGCGUAGGCAAACACCUACUCCCAACGAUUCCGGCAUUCCAUAAAGAAAUUGUCGCCUACAUUAAGGACUACGACCCGAAAAUUAUACAACAUAGACCACAUUUGGCAGAGUUCUUUGACAAGGCGGCCGCAGUUCUCCAGAAGGAGGACGGAUCAGCAGCAGUCCUCACUGAUCGUUUGCUAACACCGUUUCAGAGGCCAUUCAACGUUUUAAACAUACUGGGCCGACUAAAGAAGUACACCCCUGAAACCCACCCUGACUGUGUCAGCGUCAAAUGCGCCAUCAAUGGUGUUCGCGCGGCCUGCGACGAUGCCGAAAGAGCCAAAAAAGAAGACAACGAAUAUUCAAUUCGUGAGGAUGUGAUAGUACAACCGGACAACACAAAUACCCAGAAGAGCACUGACUUCACCAUAGAAAAUACCCGUUUAACGUACUACCGAAAGAAGGGAGCAGCUCUCAGCACACUCAUCGACGACCUGUCGAAGUGGAUUGAAUCAAGAAGGGAGGCCCUGAAGUUGUUUGUGGAGAAUCGCCGAAGUCUUAUAAAAAAGGUCCAGCUAACCUUGAAAACACUGGAUUCACUUGAAGGCGUUUACAUCGACGAGGACCUCAACGCGGGCAAAGCUGGUCUCAUUAGAUCCAAAUAUUCACCAGAAAAGUUCGAUAAAGCCUGUUCAGACGUCUUAGAUCGACUGAAGACGUUGAACCAAGCACUAAAAAGGCUAAAAGCUCAAUUGAAAAAGUUGAAGAACAAUGCCAUGGAUAUUGCAAAGCAAUGUAAGGGGAAAGCCCCCAUCUCCGGCAUUCAAUCCACAUUGACGGAGUAUCGGUCGAAGGAGAGAUUGGCAAUUACUCGAACCGAGUUCAUGUUAAACCGGUCCGAGAAGGUGCUAAACACCCUCUUGUUCUACUACUUAUUUCAAGUACAAGUGUUCCUUGCCUACGCAGCGAUCAACCCAACCAACCUCGUCCAACGUUAUGUCAAGGACGUGCCUCGACUGAGCUCAUCAGAGGUCAACGCGCAAAUCGCUGCUGACGUGCGGGAAUAUCUGUCGAGGAUCCAGAGACGAGAUUCAGGGGGCGGCGACGUGUACGAUCGGCCUCGUAACACUUACGAAAGGCCUGAAGCGCAGCAUCAACCCUCCGUGGACCACGUCGAUCGGAUCAGUCUAGCUGAGGUGCUCCACGCCUACACCGACCAACAAACAACCACCCGCCUACUUCCAGGAACCAUCUUGGUCGUUAUUCAGUGGGCUGACGGCAGGGGAAACAGGGAUUGGGCAUUUGUACGCACCAGUGCUGGUGAAAAGUUCUUUUACCCCUCGCGAUACCUCAAAUGCUUGUAUUAA
This is a messenger RNA of Mesocestoides corti, 1761 nucleotides long. Lineage: Eukaryota; Metazoa; Platyhelminthes; Cestoda; Cyclophyllidea; Mesocestoididae. The record is from the annotation of a GenBank genome assembly.